CAGGGAUAUCUCUAACUGCCGCACGUUACAGAUGCUUCCACCGGCAUUAACAAAUAGCCAACUCCGUUAAAUCCUUACCAAUAAUUCUUUGAAUUACUCAGAAUUUCUCCGCAUUUAAGCCUUCGGUAUUAUAAAUCUUAUUGUUUUCGCUGUCGGCGACGGCGGCGCGCCCCCGCCAGCGUCGCCGACAAAAGUGGGGACUCUCCGCUCCCGUCUAGAUCUAGAGAUCGGCCUCGUCGGCGACGCUGGCUAUAAGAACCGACCUCGUCCACGCCGUUGAAGCUCUCCUUUUUUUUCUGUAUCCUACAUCACAAACACUCUCAUACCCUCAAGACUCUUUUACAAUCAAGAAACCACAAUUUCCUCACCUACUGAAGAUCUUACACACCUCCCUUACCGCCCACAAUCACAAUGUCUGCCUUCAAGUACACCAACAAACUCCAAAACGCCCGCGUCCUAGUUGUUGGCGGUUCCUCUGGCAUGGGCUUCGCAGUUGCCGAAGCAGCUGUUGAACAUGGCGCCAUCGUCACCAUCGCUAGCUCUACCCAGGCCAAGCUCGACAAGGCGGUUGCUCGUCUACAGGAGCACGCCCGCGCCGUCAAUGUCUCCCCCGAUACCAUUACCUCUGCGGUGGUCGAUUUGUCCAAGGCUGAUACCAUUGACGAGCAGGCCAUCAAGAUGCUUGACGUGGCUACCAAGGAUGGAAAGCUGGAUCACAUUGUUUUCUCGGCCGGAGACAGCUUCACCCCCAAGCCUCUUCCUGAAGUCAGCGUCCAGGAAUACCAGCAGCUGAUGAUGGUGCGAGCCAUGGCCCCCAUGGUCAUUGCCAAAUAUGUGAACAAAUAUAUGAACGUCAGCACCAAGAGCUCCAUCACAGUUACUAGUGGCACUGUUUCCUGGCGUCCCCCCCGUGGCUGGGCCACAAUUGCCGCUGUCGGCUCCAUGAUUGAGGGUCUCACCCGCGGCCUCGCGUCUGAUCUUCGCCCUGUCCGUGUAAACUGUGUUACUCCCGGUGUAAUCCGCACCGAAAUGUUUGACGGAAUGCCCGCGGAGCACUUGCCGAUGAUCAUGGAUACCAUGGCCAAGGAGUCUAUCCUCGGUACUGUCGGCACCCCACAGGAAAUUGCUGAGGCCUAUCUAUACUGUAUGAAGGAUUCAUUUGCCACUAGCAUCGUUAUUGAAUCCAGCGGUGGCCGUCUGGUUGGCGACUCCAAGCCGGACAUGUUUGGCAACUAAGAAUGUAUCCGGUUUUUGGUACUAUGUUCCUUUGAUAGACUUUCAUAGAUUUACGAAUUUAACG
Molecule: messenger RNA, 1300 nt
Organism: [Torrubiella] hemipterigena
Lineage: Eukaryota; Fungi; Ascomycota; Sordariomycetes; Hypocreales; Clavicipitaceae
Source: the annotation of a GenBank genome assembly